Messenger RNA from Mucor velutinosus, 402 nucleotides. RefSeq names its product Peptidyl-prolyl cis-trans isomerase-like 1 (gene cyp3). The record is from RefSeq and is a predicted model, not a curated record. The coding region runs from base 1 to 402 and encodes 133 amino acids. The transcript has a single exon. NCBI's taxonomy places the organism in Eukaryota, Fungi, Mucoromycota, Mucoromycetes, Mucorales, Mucoraceae.
AUGAAUACUGCUGCCAAUACUUCUCUGCCAUCUCUUCUGUCUGCUUCUUUGGUCUUUGCCUGGUCUCUUCUGGUGGCGUUCGUACUUUGGUUUGUCUAUGGUGCUGGUGUUGCUACUACUGCUACUGCUAAUAUGGUCUUUUCUAGUCUACAGUGUUUGGUGCAUCAUGCUCGUUCUCUGGUGUCGCUCGUUCUUUGGUUUGUCUAUGGUGCUGGUGUUGCUACUACUGCUACUGCUAAUAUGGUCUUUUCUGGUCUACAGUGUUUGGUGCAUGCUCGUUCUCUGGUGUCGCUCGUUCUUUGGUUUGUUUAUGGUGCUGGUGUUGCUACUACUGUUGCUAUUAUGGUCUUUCAUGGUCUACUGUGUUCGGUGUAUGCUGGUUCUCUGGUCUAUAUUCGGUGA